AUGGCCUUCGAGAACGACUUCAACUCCACGUCCAGGUCCGCCGAGGGGACAAAGGGAAAAAUGAUGCCGGACGAAGCCGUGCAGGUUCAGGCCAUGAACCCCUCCUCGGACUUGAACGACAUCGACUGCGAGAAGCAUGGUGCGAGUCGCGAGUCAAACCCAUUGCCGGAUCUCAAGCGGAAGCUGAAAAGCAGACACCUUCAGAUGAUUGCCAUUGGUGAGUCGCCUCCUGUUCUUCUGUCGAUUAUCCCCCGUGGGACAAUUGGGACAGGUCUGUUCAUCGGUAGUGGCACCGCUGUUGCCAACGGAGGUCCUGUGGGCGCUCUCAUCGCCUACAUCUUCGUCGGUACGAUCGUAUACUCGGUCAUGACUUCCCUCGGCGAAAUUGCGACAUAUAUCCCCAUUCCUGGAGCAUUCACAGCAUACGCUGCCCGGAUGGUUGAUCCUAGCCUUGGCUUUGCUAUGGGGUGGAUUUAUUGGUUUUCAUGGGCUAGCACGUUCGCCCUCGAGCUGACAGCAACGGGACUGAUCAUUCAAUUCUGGGAUAGCUCAAUUAACAUCGCCAUCUUCAUCGCCAUCUUCUGGGUCCUGAUUACGUGUUUGAACUUCCUUCCCGUUAGCUUCUACGGCGAAUUGGAAUUCUGGCUCUCAAGUGUCAAGGUCAUUACUGUUGUUGGGUUCAUGAUCUUUGGUAUUUGUAUCGAUGCUGGCGCCGGCGAUGAAGGCUAUCUCGGGUUUCACUACUGGGUCCAUCCGGGACCAUUCGCUCCUUACUCUGGUGUUUCCCCUGACUCAACGGCAAAAUUUGUCGGCUUUUGGUCGGUUCUCAUCCAAGCCGGCUUUUCAUAUCAAGGAACGGAGUUGGUCGGUAUCGCAGCAGCUGAGACUGAGAACCCUCGCAAAACAGUUCCAGCAGCUAUUCGCAAAACCUUUUACCGCAUCUUGUUCUUCUUUGUUCUUACUAUCUUCUUUAUCGGUAUUCUGGUGCCCUACACCAACCCGAACCUCCUGACUGAUGGAAACGAUGCCAACUCGUCGCCAUUUGUUAUUGCAGCGCGACUUGCAGGUGUCAAGGUUCUACCGAGCAUCAUCAACGCUGUUCUACUAACUGUGGUGCUUUCUGCCGCCAACUCGAAUGUCUACAGUGGCAGUCGUAUUCUGAUUGGCUUGGCUCAGGAAGGGUUUGCCCCACGCUGGUUUAAGAAGACCACGAAGAAGGGCGUGCCUUACUUCAGCGUUGCCUUCACGGCAGCCUUUGGUCUUCUCGGCUUCAUGAAUGUCUCCAAUUCUGGUAGCACAGUGUUCAACUGGCUCGUCAACAUUGCUGGUGUGGCAGGAUUUAUUACCUGGGCAUCAUUGAAUGGCUGUCACCUUGCUUUCAUGCGCGCCUUGAAGGCCCGCAACAUCUCCCGUGACCUUCUUCCCUAUAAGGCCAUAUGGCAGCCUUACUAUUCCUGGUAUGGGCUGUUUUUCAACGUCCUGAUCAUCCUCACUCAAGGCUUCACUGCCUGGAUUACUAGCUUCAGCGUCACGGACUUCUUCAUCGACUAUAUCAGCUUGAUUCUCUUUGUGGUGCUCUACAUAGGCCAUAAGGUCUACUUCCGAACUUCCUUUGUGAAACCUCUCGAGGCCGACAUCGACACCGGCCGCUUGGAACUUGAAAACGAGACAUGGGAAACCGAAGUUCCAACCAAGUGGUACCAGAAAAUUUACCACUCGUUCUUGGCUUGA
Molecule: messenger RNA, 1731 nt
Organism: Aspergillus heteromorphus CBS 117.55
Lineage: Eukaryota; Fungi; Ascomycota; Eurotiomycetes; Eurotiales; Aspergillaceae
Product: putative arginine transporter
Exons: 2
Coding region: 1-1731 (576 amino acids)
Biological process (GO): amino acid transmembrane transport
Cellular component (GO): membrane
Molecular function (GO): amino acid transmembrane transporter activity
Source: RefSeq, a predicted model, not a curated record